AUGUCUUCCAGAACGACACUAGGAAAGCUUAACGAUCUAAAGAAGUCAAUUGAUGACGUGAAGUCUGACUUAAGAAGGACUGCAAAUGACCAACAUAUCGAAAUCUUAAACUCUGUUAAGAAGGCACGGAAUGAAAACACACUAUUUCACACACAAUCAGCGCAACAGGCUAUUGCGGAUCACUCCUUAGUCUAUCAAGGACUAGGGGAUCUCCGGGACUCGAUGAAAAACAUUACUACGGGCCUUCAGCACAUCCAGGUUCGGCAGUCAGAGACACUGGAAUCUCUUGCUCAUGUUAAAGUAGAGAACUCGACCUUUUUUGCUACGGUAACCCAACAAAUUCCCUUAGCUAGCGAUUCCAGUACCCUAGUCCACGCGCUUCGGCCCCUAUUAGAGCAGUAUAAAGACGAAAUUCUCGCAGGAGUCAAGAAGGAAUACCGAUCCGCGGCCCGGACAGAGUUCGAUAAUAUCAUUCAAAACACACCUGCUGCACUCAACGAGAUGCAACACCGCAGCGGGACAGCACAACAUGAUUCUGAAAGGGUGGUGGUCGGGAGUAAAGAGACGACCGAAAUGGAUUCGUAUACUUCUGAAUCGCAUACAACCCCCUUCGAGGAUCCGAAACCGUUGCUCCCUAAGAGGCAGGCUCUUGGCCGGCCGGAUAAGAACAGUAUAACGAUGCUCUACUACAACUGGCGGGAAUGGCAAACUAGACUAGGAACUUUGGUAUUUAUCAUCCGAGACAGAGUCCAUUUUAACGAAUACGGGCGCCCAAUAAAGAUGUACGAGCUUACAGUACACUUUACACCGUCGCCAAGUUGGCUGUCUACGGGCUUCUCAAUGACGUACGAGAACAAAACCGAUGCGAGAGGAGGCCCGGAGUUCGGUCUUAGUUUCAAGACGUAUCGCGUUCUUCCAGACGACCAUGAAGUGAUUCGUGCUAUAGAGAAUGGUGAUGUCUGUACUGUCCGGAAUAUGUUGUCGCAAAAGCUUGUUUCACCUUCAGACAGGAAUUUGGAUGGAUGGCCAUUGCUCAUGUAUGCUGUGGUGUCUGGUGAAUUGGAUAUUUGUCUAUUAGAAUUCGCGAUAUAUUCCAUGGUGAUCCCCGGCGUUUUUGAUCCACCUAAACGAUUCAAGAAUGUUCUUGAAGACUGGGUGUCAGUCUGUCAAUUCAUGGAUGUUGAUUUCAACGUCUCUAACCUGACUUUCCUAGAGCUUGUCGUAGAACGAUUUUGGGACAAACCAUCGGAUCCUAGCGAAACUGUGGAGGAUUUGAUACUGAAAUUCAACUCGGUUGUCCAGCAACGAAUUGGUCUCGCGGAUUCGGCAGAUCCUAUGGAUUCAUUAUCUAUAGGAAAUUCGUCCAUAUCGUGCGAGCCUUCGCCUAUUUUAUCGGUCCCUUACCGUCGUUAUUUUCUACACCCUAGUGUGGCCCUCGGCAUUAAAUUCCUUGCCUACGUCAUGUUAAAGAAAAUUGCCGAAUGCCCUGACUGUAUUUUCGACAAGUAUGAGGACAUUACGAUAUCGGACUGGUUCUACGACAAAGAUUGUUUGCAAGACAUAUGGGAAGAUAUACUAGAAGACCGCGGAUUUGAUGUUGAUUGGGUCUACGAAGAAAAUGGGAGACGGAAGCGCGUGGUUUUAGGAGAAAGCUCGACUCACGAUAUCAACAUUGGACCGGAUACUUCGAGAAUAUUGGAUGUGAGGCGCCGACAAGGCUACGAGAACUCUGAUGAGUAA
Daldinia decipiens is the source of this 1740-nucleotide messenger RNA. RefSeq lists its product as uncharacterized. The transcript has 5 exons. Lineage: Eukaryota; Fungi; Ascomycota; Sordariomycetes; Xylariales; Hypoxylaceae. Bases 1 to 1740 code for a protein of 579 amino acids. The record is from RefSeq and is a predicted model, not a curated record.